AUGACUACACUAUCUAAUAUGUGGAAAGAACUUCCUGAUUCUGAAAAAGAAAAAUAUUUAGAAAUUGCUAAACAAAAUAAGUCUAAAGAAAGAAAAUGCUUUAAUGAAGAUAUUCAAGAACAAGAUAAUUUAACUGUUCCUUCAAUUCAAUCUAUUCCUUCAGUUCAUGAAUACCAACAACUCACCAAUUCUAUUGAUACAAUGAAUCCUGUUACACAAAUAAAUAAUGUAUCACCAUUAACUUCAUUGAAUCAAAUAAAUGAUACAAUGAAUAUUCCUUUUGUUCCACCAUCAAUGAAUAGUCCAUUAAUUCAUGAUAUGUAA
Molecule: messenger RNA, 324 nt
Organism: Entamoeba dispar SAW760
Lineage: Eukaryota; Evosea; Mastigamoebida; Endamoebidae
Exons: 1
Coding region: 1-324 (107 amino acids)
Source: RefSeq, a predicted model, not a curated record